Molecule: messenger RNA, 2120 nt
Organism: Mus musculus (house mouse)
Lineage: Eukaryota; Metazoa; Chordata; Mammalia; Rodentia; Muridae
Gene: Ptger3
Product: prostaglandin E receptor 3 (subtype EP3)
Exons: 4
Coding region: 143-1243 (366 amino acids)
Biological process (GO): regulation of body fluid levels; positive regulation of cytosolic calcium ion concentration; response to lipid
Cellular component (GO): membrane; plasma membrane
Molecular function (GO): prostaglandin receptor activity; prostaglandin E receptor activity; G protein-coupled receptor activity
Source: RefSeq, marked validated
AGUCCCCGCAGCCUAGCGCGGGAGGCGGCGGGCGAUGGAGAGCAGAGCCUGGGCUCCGGCUGUCCCCCAGUGCACUCUGCUGCUAUCCCGCAGCUGAGCCGGGAGGCUCCGGCCCCGUGCGCCCUACCGUGGCCCCGCCACUAUGGCUAGCAUGUGGGCGCCGGAGCACUCUGCUGAAGCGCACAGCAACCUGUCAAGUACUACCGACGACUGCGGCUCCGUGUCCGUGGCCUUUCCCAUCACCAUGAUGGUCACUGGCUUCGUGGGCAACGCGCUGGCCAUGCUGCUCGUGUCGCGCAGCUACCGGCGCCGCGAGAGCAAGCGCAAGAAGUCUUUCCUGCUGUGCAUUGGCUGGCUGGCGCUCACCGACUUAGUGGGGCAGCUCCUGACCAGCCCGGUGGUCAUCCUCGUGUACCUGUCACAGCGACGCUGGGAGCAGCUCGACCCAUCGGGGCGUCUGUGCACCUUCUUCGGGCUAACCAUGACAGUGUUCGGGCUAUCCUCGCUCCUGGUGGCCAGCGCCAUGGCCGUGGAGCGCGCCCUGGCCAUCCGUGCGCCGCACUGGUAUGCCAGCCACAUGAAGACUCGCGCCACGCGCGCGGUACUGCUGGGCGUGUGGCUGUCUGUGCUCGCCUUCGCGCUGCUGCCGGUGCUGGGCGUGGGCCGCUACAGCGUGCAGUGGCCGGGCACGUGGUGCUUCAUCAGCACCGGGCCGGCGGGCAACGAGACAGACCCUGCGCGCGAGCCGGGCAGCGUGGCCUUUGCCUCCGCCUUCGCCUGCUUGGGCUUGCUGGCUCUGGUGGUGACCUUUGCCUGCAACCUGGCGACCAUCAAAGCCCUGGUGUCCCGCUGUCGGGCCAAAGCCGCCGUCUCGCAGUCCAGCGCCCAGUGGGGCAGAAUCACCACGGAGACGGCCAUCCAGCUCAUGGGGAUCAUGUGUGUGCUGUCCGUCUGUUGGUCGCCGCUAUUGAUAAUGAUGUUGAAAAUGAUCUUCAAUCAGAUGUCGGUUGAGCAAUGCAAGACACAGAUGGGAAAGGAGAAGGAGUGCAAUUCCUUUCUAAUUGCAGUUCGCCUGGCUUCGCUGAACCAGAUCUUGGAUCCCUGGGUUUAUCUGCUGCUAAGAAAGAUCCUUCUUCGGAAGUUCUGCCAGAUCAGAGACCACACCAACUAUGCUUCCAGCUCCACCUCCUUGCCCUGCCCAGGCUCCUCAGCCCUGAUGUGGAGUGACCAGCUGGAAAGAUGAUGAACAACCUGAAGUGGACUUUCAUUGCAGUACCUGUUUCCCUGGGUCUGAGAAUUUCUUCUCCCAGGGAAGGAUGACUGAGUAUUUUGGAUUGUAUCUUCUUUUGGCCUCAAUUUUAAGUUUUCCUUGCCAUUAAACACACCGAGACAAGCUUUCUUAGGAUAAUCUGAGAGUCUGGUUGUUAGCUGGUUCCUGUGAAGGACUGAAGACUCUGCACUUGAGACGGGGGCAAGACGACACAGAGCAGCAUGGAGAGACUCAGUGCAGAAAUAUCUCCAGCCUCAGAACCUUUGUGGACAUGGACACCUUCAUGUAUUGAUAGUCUGACUCUUCUAAAUAGGUCUGAAAAAGCAGCAUAAGUUUUUAAACAGUGAAGCAUCAAUGUGUUGAGAGCAAAUGUUCAUCUAAUAAGCCAUGAGCCAAACAAGACAAAAAAGUCUACAUGAGAGGGCAAGAGAGAUUGUGCAAAGGGUAUUUGUGCCAAGAAGGUAUACAGUACCACAGAGUUGUGUCCUCAGUGAGAGUGGGAAAUAAGUUUCUAAUUUAAUUCUAAUUACUGGCUCCUCAGUAAUUCAGGAAUCGUGCCAUCAUUUCCCUGCUUUUAAAGGGAGAAGUUUAGCUAAAGACACAUUCCAGGUGUCACUAACAGUUCCAAAGCUAGGUGACUAAAUGUUCAGCUAGAGCUGUUAAAAGGAAAACCAGCUAAUUAUCAUUCCAGUCCAAUGCUAUUUUUGAAUUACUAUCUACUUAAGAUUUCUCAUAAUUUGUGCUCAGGCAGCACAAUAAAAAGGGGGGGGCAAAAUUACUAAGUGACAGUUAUUCUGCAUCUAAGUCUGUGACUUUUUUAUGAAAUAAAAUGAUUUUGUCUGUGUUGAAA